UUGCCACUGUGCCGCGGGUGUCACAAGAGGUGUUGCGUGGGGACAACGGUGACACUGAUUGCAACAGCCCCAGGAGGCACCUCAGCCUCUGCCCCUGCAGCAGGGAGGGACCAGGGCCAGCCCCAGCACCCCCAGAGCCAUGGGGCACUCCCGGGUUGGCCCAGGGCACUUGUGCCAGCAGCAAUUGAGACCAUUUCUGCCUUGGUGUGCUCUGAACCUACACCUUUCUCAGCCCCGAGAAGAGCCAGGACAGGCAUCAGCCAUGAGGAUCCUCUACCUGCUCUUCCCCUUCUUCCUCCUGCUGGUUCACAGUGCUGCAGGAUCCUCCUUGGCCCCAAAAAACAGGAAACAAUGUCUGCGAGAAAAGGGAUACUGCUCACUUCUGAAUUGCUCUUUCCCCUAUGGCAUCCGGGGAAAAUGUUCCAGGUUUUACUUUUGCUGCAAAAAAAUCUGGGGUUGAAACCCUGAAUUCCCAAGCAGGAAACACCCCUCACUUCUGGCUCCUGGACCCAUCUGCUGAUGUCCCCUUCUGCUGAUGUCCCCUCCCAUCCCUGCCUGUGCCCUGCCCAGCUGGGCUGACAGCAGCAGUGGCAGCUGCUCCUGCUGGCUGCUGCUGGGCUGGAGCCCUGUGGUGCUAGCCCCGGUGUCUUUGGGGCAGGGGCUGCUUUUCCCCGCUUGAAUAAAGACGAGCACUUUGGCAUUGCAGGGCUGGGCCGUGUGUGCGUGUCCUGCUGCUGGAGGGCUGCUGUGCCUGCUGCCUCUGGGG
This is a messenger RNA of Vidua chalybeata, 766 nucleotides long. RefSeq names its product gallinacin-1-like. Lineage: Eukaryota; Metazoa; Chordata; Aves; Passeriformes; Viduidae. Gene Ontology annotation, molecular function: CCR6 chemokine receptor binding; chemoattractant activity. The transcript is spliced from 5 exons. The record is from RefSeq and is a predicted model, not a curated record. Bases 140 to 460 code for a protein of 106 amino acids. Gene Ontology annotation, biological process: cell chemotaxis; defense response to bacterium.